Baudoinia panamericana UAMH 10762 is the source of this 2179-nucleotide messenger RNA. RefSeq lists its product as uncharacterized. NCBI's taxonomy places the organism in Eukaryota, Fungi, Ascomycota, Dothideomycetes, Mycosphaerellales, Teratosphaeriaceae. The record is from RefSeq and is a predicted model, not a curated record. Gene Ontology annotation, molecular function: nucleic acid binding; ATP binding. The transcript has a single exon. The coding region runs from base 142 to 1932 and encodes 596 amino acids.
GUGCCGCAUCGACACAGAAUGUUCCGCCUCUCAUCCACCGUCUGCCCUUUCUGUGAAGCCAAAGCCUUGUUCAGGACGACUGCGACACAAUGGCAGAGUACGAGAGGAGUGGCGACCCUUCAGAAGCGCCGGCCUCCGCGUAUGGUGUUGUCGGCCAACGUCGGACGACCACCACCCAAGACCGCACCGAGCGGCAAGCCCGUCAGGAAGAGUCGCAACACUCCGUUCGGCGGAAUGAACGUGACUGAAGUGCCUCGUCAGCUGCAGGCGCCGCAACGAAAGGCAUCGUCUGCAGAGCUCAAGCGAGCCAGCCGCUAUGGGAACGACAAGCCGGAGAGGGAAAGGAAGGAGCCAAUGAAGGCGCUCAAGAUGCAGCGAGCGCUGGCGAACGUCUCUUACGAGAAGCGUGGCCGUGUGAAGCAGGCGCUGUCAGAGAGAGACAGCUUUGGCGAGUUCGACCUGCUGCCGGUGAUUAAGGAAUCAAUUGGUCCAAUGGCUUUGGGUGGGCUUGCGGAUGUGUCUCCGACGCCGAUCCAGAGGCUGGCCAUACCAGCUCUACUUGGUACUGAAGAUGGCAAACGACGAACGAAGCACAAACCUGGAGUCGAGGCUGUACAGAAGAAGCAGAUGCAGCAGUUCCUACUCGCUGCAGAGACCGGCUCUGGUAAAACGCUGGCCUACGUGCUGCCAGUGCUCGACGCUAUCAAGCGAGCGGAGAAGGCGGAUGCAGAGUUGGAGCGGAUAGAGACGGCGCGAAGGGCGCGGGAGAACGCUGAGAGGCAGCAGUCGAAGCGGUUCGACCUUGAACCGCCUGAUGUUGGCGAACCACAUUCGACUGCUGGAAGACCUCGCGCCAUAGUCCUCCUCCCUACUUCUGAGCUUGUGGCCCAAGUCGGCUCCGUCGUGAAGAGCCUGUCGCAUGUCGUCAAGUUUCGGUCCGCUCUGAUUAGUGCGCAGUUCAGCAGGACUGUGAUCCAGAACCGCAUGUUCUCCCCCAAUGGCAUUGAUAUAGUCAUUUCCACGCCUCAUCUGCUCUCGAGCAUAGCGGAAGAUGAUCCGAACAUCCUGUCUCGCGUCACGCACCUGGUCAUCGACGAAGCGGACAGCCUACUCGACCGCUCCUUCUCGCCCAUCACAUCUGCCAUCAUUGAUCGCGCAACGCCGUCACUGCAGCAGAUCGUUCUUUGCUCAGCAACGAUCCCGCGAAGUCUGGACUCUUUCCUUCACAAGCGCUUCCCGGAUGUCAGACGGCUUGUCACGCCCAAUCUCCACGCCAUUCCGCGCCGCGUGCAGUUGAGCGUCGUAGAUAUCGAUAAGAUUCCUUACCAAGGCAACCGCGAUCUCGCAUGCGCUCAAACUAUCUAUGACAUUGGCAAGGAAGCUGCCGAGACUGGCGAGGAACGGGAGAAGAAGCUCGUUGUUUUCGUGAACGAGCGUGAGAAAGCCAGUGAGUUGGCUGAGUAUCUACGCUCAAAGGGCAUUGACGCCACUGCUUUGAGCAGGGACAGCGACGAGAGGAAGCAGGCCGAGGUGUUAGCGUCGUUCACCGGCGCCGCACUACUACCCGCGAAUAUGAAGCAAAAGAAGGCUGCAGAGCAAGCAGCUACAGAUGACGUUGUGGCAAUUAGCCCAGCGGACCUGCCGAUGAUGCGCGACGAGAAACAAACCACAGGCUCAAGCGGCAAGCAGUUGAAGAAUGUCCGCGUGCUAGUCAUGACCGAUCUUGGCUCCCGCGGCAUCGACACAUUGCUGGUCAGAACUGUCAUCCUAUACGACGUACCGCAUACGAGCAUCGACUUCAUCCACCGCCUAGGCAGAGUCGGUCGGAUGGGUCGCAGAGGGCGCGGUGUUGUGCUUGUCGGUAAGAACGACCGCAAGGAUAUUGUAAGAGAGGUGAGGGAUGGCAUGUUCAAGGGCCAAGCCUUGAUAUAGAAAUACAUAGAUGAUACCCUGUACAAAUACAUUUCGUCACUCACCCUUCACCAAGCUGUCAAGUCCGCGCUAGGGCAAGCAGCGCAGAGUACUACCAAUCCUGCACCUCCCCAGCAUCCUUACUCCGAAUACUAGCAUUAGCCCAAUAUCUCCCACUCACCCCUCCCAAAUCGUCCAGCGCCAGCCGCACGGGGAUCACGGCGCCUUGCUCCGCGGUCUUGGGCGGCUGCGUUUGCCUGCUCGCUAC